Pterocles gutturalis (yellow-throated sandgrouse) is the source of this 1164-nucleotide messenger RNA. RefSeq names its product potassium voltage-gated channel, delayed-rectifier, subfamily S, member 1 (gene KCNS1). Gene Ontology annotation, cellular component: membrane; voltage-gated potassium channel complex. Gene Ontology annotation, biological process: protein homooligomerization; regulation of delayed rectifier potassium channel activity; potassium ion transmembrane transport. The record is from RefSeq and is a predicted model, not a curated record. NCBI's taxonomy places the organism in Eukaryota, Metazoa, Chordata, Aves, Pterocliformes, Pteroclidae. The transcript is spliced from 2 exons. The annotation marks the transcript as partial. Gene Ontology annotation, molecular function: delayed rectifier potassium channel activity; protein binding.
AUGGUCAACAAGACCUUAAAUUACUGGGGUCCCGGUUUUGAGGAGGACGUUAUCAACAUCAACGUGGGGGGGCUGAGGAGGCGGCUCAGCUCCAGCGCCCUCUCCAAGUUCCCCGACACCCGCCUGGGCCGCCUGCUCUCCUGCGAUUCAGAGGAGUCCAUCCUGCAGCUCUGCGAUGACUACGACGUGAGCGCCCGGGAGUUCUACUUCGACCGAAACCCCGGCUUCUUCCUCUACGUGCUCCACUUCUACCAGACGGGGAAGCUGCACGUGAUGGAGGAGCUGUGCGUCUUCUCCUUCUGCCAGGAGAUCGAGUACUGGGGCAUCAAUGAGUUCUUCCUGGACUCCUGCUGCAGCUACCGCUACCACGAGCGCAAGCUGGAGAGCCGGCACCACAACUGGGAUGAGGAGAGCGAGGUCAGCAGCGUGGACACGUCCCCCGAUGAGAUCUCCGACAUCAACCACGACCUGCUGCGCUACAGCACGCUGCGCUGCGGCAAUGUGCGCAAGCGCCUCUGGCUCACCAUGGAGAACCCCGGCUACUCCAUCCCCAGCAAACUCUUCAGCUUCGUGUCCAUCAGCGUGGUGCUGGUUUCCAUCGCCACCAUGUGCAUCCACAGCAUGCCCGAGUACCAGGAGGUGGAUGAGAAUGGCACCGUGCUCGAUGAACCCAUCCUGCACAAGCUGGAGUAUUUCUGCAUCUCCUGGUUCACCUUCGAAGUGUCUUCCCGCCUCCUACUCUCCCCCAACCCCAGGAAGUUCUUCACGCACCCGCUGAACCUCAUUGACAUUGUCUCAGUGCUGCCCUUCUACUUCACCCUCGCAGUGGAUGUGACCAUGGGCAGUGACUCGGAGCUGGGCAACCUGGGCAAGGUGGUGCAGGUGUUCCGGCUCAUGAGGAUAUUCCGGGUGCUGAAGCUGGCUCGGCACUCCACCGGACUGAGGUCGCUGGGGGCCACCUUGAAGCACAGCUACCGGGAAGUGGGGAUCCUGCUGCUCUACCUGGCUGUGGGGGUCUCCGUCUUCUCCGGCGUGGCCUAUACUGCUGAGAAGGAGGAAGAUGUCGGCUUUGACACCAUCCCGGCGUGCUGGUGGUGGGGCACGGUCAGCAUGACCACUGUGGGCUAUGGCGACGUGGUACCCGUCACCGUGGCGGGCAAGCUG